UCAACCAUGCACCCCAUUGUCAUAUACGUUCUCCCGGCUUGUAUUGCCGUUUAUUUACUUCUCUUCACACUUCUUCGAGUCACACAGAAUCGAAAUGAACCCCCAGCUAUUGCUCUCAGUAUUCCUUUCCUCGAACCAGUAUGGGGAUUCAUGACUAGGAAGGUCAACUACCUUCACGAGCUUAAGAACCAAUGUCAGAUGCCCAUAUUCACACUGCGAAUGCCUUUUCUCAGACAAUAUGUCAUCACCUCACCAGCAUUGAUCCACGCCGCCCAGCGACAGGCCAACGCCCUCAACUUCGGUCCCGUGGCGCGAGACUUCGGUUUUCUAUUCAGUGGUCUGCUGAAAAGCUCGCAAGAAACACUCAUCAAAGCGUACGCCGCAGAGGGCAAUGGUUUCACCAACAUCAUCCAUGAAAACCUCAAGCCGGGUGAUUACUUGGGAAGCGUGUCGAAGGAUGCCCUCAUCGCAUUGAAGUCCACCCUGCCUUCAAUGCUCGACGCACCGAAAGGCCAUACCGACCUGUACGACUCCAUCCGCCGUCCGUUGACUCUCGCUCUCACAGAUGCUUUAUAUGGACCCCACAACCCCUUCCGCGAUCCUCAGGUAGAGGCAGAUUGGUGUGCAUUCCUCCCCGGAAUCAAGGCCCUCCUCUUCGCUCUCCUCCCGAACAUCACAGCACGAAAGGCGAUGCAGGCCCGCACCCGCGUCACCGAAGCCUUCAUGAGAUACUUUGAGAACGGCGAGUACGGACAGGCGUCGCCCUUAAUCCACAAGAUGUUCCUCAAGAAUAAAGCUUACGGGCUAAAUCUCUAUGAGGUGUCUAAGAUGGAAAUCGCGACCGCUCUCGCUGUGCUCAGCAGCGGAUCCAUCUCCGCCUUCUGGCUGACGUUCCACAUCUUCUCCGACUCGACCAUCCUUGCUGCGAUUCGACAAGAGAUCAUGGACAAGCUAGUCACCGUGUCGGAGGACGGUACUCGUAGGGUGGACGUCAGUCUCAUUCGAACUGAGUGCCCCAUCUUGUAUUCGACGUUCCAAGAGAUGUUCCGAUACCACUCGUCCGUCAUCUCUGCAAAGCAGGUUAUAAACGACACUGUCCUGGACGGAUAUCAUCUUAAGAAGGACGCAGUGCUCAUGAUCCCCGGGCCAGUCGUGCACAAGGACCACGCUGUCUGGGGUCCCAGUGCGCACGAGUUCGACUACCUUCGUUUCACGGACGCUCGUCGCGACGUCGUAGUCAAGCCGAAGAACAUUGGCACGUCUGUAUUUAGGCCCUUUGGUGCUGGGAGUACGAUGUGCCCAGGUCGGUUCUUCUCCACCAAUGUCAUCUUAACAUAUGCUGCCAUGAGUGUCCUUCAGUUCGACAUCAAGCCCGUCAACGGCGUGUGGACGAUGUCGACGAAGAAGAAGGCAGAUCUCUGGAACGCGAUGCCGAAGCCUGACUUCGACGUCCCAGUCAUCAUCACGCCUAGAAUUGAUGAGAAGUCUGGGCCUUUGGAGUUCGUUUGGGGUGAUUAA
Aaosphaeria arxii CBS 175.79 is the source of this 1518-nucleotide messenger RNA. RefSeq names its product cytochrome P450. The record is from RefSeq and is a predicted model, not a curated record. The transcript has a single exon. NCBI's taxonomy places the organism in Eukaryota, Fungi, Ascomycota, Dothideomycetes, Pleosporales. The annotation marks the transcript as partial. Gene Ontology annotation, molecular function: oxidoreductase activity, acting on paired donors, with incorporation or reduction of molecular oxygen; monooxygenase activity; heme binding.